AUGGAGUCACUUUCUAUGGCAGAGGCAGAGGACAGCAUAAAGAAGUGCCUGCGCCUGGACCCUACCGCGCCGGUGUGGGCCGCCAAGCAGCGCGUGCUCUGCGCCCUCAGCCACAGCCUCCAGGAUGCGCUCAACUACGGGCUCUUCCAGCCGCCCUCGCGCGGCCGUGCCGGCAAGUUCCUGGACGAGGAGCGGCUGCUGCAGGACUACCCGCCCAACCUGGACACGCCCCUGCCCUACCUGGAGUUUCGAUACAAACGGAGAGUUUAUGCCCAGAAUCUCAUUGAUGACAAACAGUUCGCAAAGCUGCACACUAAGGCAAACCUAAAGAAGUUCAUGGACUAUGUCCAGCUGCACAGUACGGACAAAGUGGCCCGCCUGCUGGACAAGGGGCUGGACCCUAAUUUUCAUGACCCUGAUUCAGGAGAGUGCCCUCUGAGCCUUGCGGCACAGCUGGACAAUGCCACUGACUUGCUGAAGGUUCUACGCAAUGGUGGUGCUCACCUAGACUUCCGCACCCGGGAUGGGCUAACUGCAGUCCACUGUGCCACCCGCCAGCGAAAUGCGGGAGCGUUGACGACCCUGCUGGACCUGGGUGCUUCGCCUGACUACAAAGACAGCCGUGGCCUGACACCCUUGUACCACAGCGCCCUAGGGGGUGGGGAUGCCCUCUGCUGUGAGCUUCUUCUCCAUGACCAUGCACAACUGGGGACCACUGAUGAGAAUGGUUGGCAGGAGAUACACCAGGCCUGCCGCUUUGGCCACGUGCAGCACCUGGAGCACCUGCUGUUCUAUGGCGCCAACAUGGGUGCCCAGAAUGCCUCAGGAAACACAGCCCUGCAUAUCUGUGCUCUCUACAACCAGGAAAGCUGUGCUCGUGUCCUGCUUUUCCGUGGAGCCAAUAAGGAUGUCCGCAAUUACAACAGCCAGACAGCCUUCCAGGUGGCCAUCAUUGCAGGGAACUUCGAGCUUGCAGAGGUCAUCAAAACCCACAAAGACUCAGAUGUUGUACCAUUCAGGGAAACCCCCAGCUAUGCAAAGCGGCGACGACUGGCUGGCCCCAGUGGCUUGGCAUCCCCGCGGCCCCUGCAGCGCUCAGCCAGUGACAUCAACCUGAAGGGUGAGGCCCAGCCAGCAGCCUCUCCUGGGCCCUCCCUCCGAAGCCUUCCCCACCAGCUGCUGCUCCAGCGGCUGCAGGAGGAAAAAGAUCGUGACCGGGAUGGUGAACAGGAGAAUGACAUCAGUGGCCCCUCAGCAGGCAGGGGCAGCCUGAGCAAAAUCAGACGUUUCUGUGUCAUGCUGGGGGCCAGCGCCACCCGGCCCCGUGUCCGGCCCCGCCGCGGGGCUCUUGUGUCACUUCUUGGGCUUCUCCGCUGGACACCCUGGGGCCGGGGUGCCGCCGCGGGGGAGAGCUGUGACAUGCUCAGCAUCGGGGAGGGCGGAUUCUGGGAGGGGACCGUGAAAGGCCGUACAGGCUGGUUCCCAGCUGACUGUGUGGAGGAGGUGCAGAUGCGACAGUAUGACGCCAGGCCUGAAACCCGGGAGGACCGUACGAAGCGGCUUUUCCGACACUACACAGUUGGCUCCUAUGACAGCCUCACUUCACACAGUGAUUAUGUCAUUGAUGACAAGGUGGCCAUCCUGCAGAAACGGGACCAUGAGGGCUUUGGCUUUGUGCUCCGGGGAGCCAAAGCAGAGACCCCUAUUGAGGAGUUCACGCCCACACCGGCCUUCCCUGCGCUCCAGUACCUGGAGUCUGUGGAUGUGGAAGGCGUGGCCUGGAGGGCUGGGCUUCGUACUGGAGACUUCCUUAUUGAGGUGAAUGGGGUGAACGUGGUGAAGGUCGGACACAAGCAGGUGGUGGGUCUGAUCCGUCAGGGCGGCAACCGCCUGGUCAUGAAGGUUGUGUCAGUGACCAGGAAGCCUGAAGAGGAUGGGUCUCGGCGCAGAGCCCCACCUCCUCCCAAGAGAGCCCCCAGCACCACGCUGACCCUGCGCUCCAAGUCCAUGACGGCUGAGCUUGAAGAACUCGAGAAGCUGGAUGAGAUCUUGGCAGCUGCUGCGGAGCCAACACUGAGGCCGGACAUUGCAGAUGCGGACUCCAGAGCAGCCACAGUCAAGCAGCGGCCCACUAGCCGAAGGAUCACCCCUGCUGAGAUCAGUUCAUUGUUUGAGCGCCAGGGCCUCCCAGGCCCAGAGAAGCUGCCGGGCUCUCUGCGGAAGGGGAUUCCACGCACCAAGUCUGUAGGGGAGGAUGAGAAGCUGGCGUCCCUGCUGGAGGGGCGCUUCCCGCGAAGCUCGUCGAUGCAGGACACGGGGGGCCUCGACUACGGGGCCGGGGAGGGCCUGGGGCUCGCGUUCGGGGGCCCGGGCCCGGGGCAGGGCAAGGAGCGGCGGCUGGAGGAGCGACGCCGCUCCACCGUGUUCCUGUCGGUAGGCGCCAUCGAGAGCAGCCCGCCCAGCGCAGACCUGCCGUCGCUGCAGCCCUCGCGGUCCAUCGACGAGCGCCUCCUGGGGGCCGCGGGCGCCACCGGCCGGGACCUGCUGCUCCCCUCGCCUGUGUCCGCGCUGAAGCCGCUGGCCAGCAGCCCCAGCCUCGGGCCCGCGGGCUCCACCUUCAUCCACCCGCUCACCGGCAAGCCCCUGGACCCCAGCUCGCCCCUGGCUCUGGCCCUGGCCGCCCGCGAGCGGGCCCUGGCCUCACAGGCGCCCUCCCGCUCCCCCACGCCCGUGCACAGCCCCGAUGCCGACCGCCCGGGACCCCUGUUCGUGGACGUGCAGGCCCGGGACCCGGAGCGAGGGGCCCUCGCCUCGCCGGCCUUCUCCCCGCGGAGCCCGGCCUGGAUUCCCGUGCCUGCUCGCAGGGAGGCCGAGAAGGCGCCGCGGGACGAGCGGAAGUCCCCGGAAGACAAGAAGUCCAUGAUCCUCAGCGUCCUGGACACGUCCCUGCAGCGGCCGGCCGGCCUCAUCGUCGUGCACGCCACCAGCAACGGGCAGGAGCCCAGCAGGCUCGGGGCCGAGGAGGAGCGGCCGCCCGGCAGCUCGGAGGAGGAGCCCGAGCUCGUGUUCGCCGUGAACCUGCCGCCCGCCCAGCUGUCCUCCAGCGACGAGGAGACCAGGGAGGAACUAGCCCGGAUCGGGCUGGUGCCACCCCCGGAAGAGUUUGCCAACGGCAUCCUGCUGGCCACCCCGCCCCCAGGCCCCGGCCCCUCACCCACCUCGGCGCCCGGCCCGGCCUCGGGGAAGCCCGGCAGCGAGCCCCCUCCUGCCCCCGAGUCCGCAGCCGACUCUGGGGUAGAGGAGGCCGACACCCGAAGCUCCAGCGACCCGCACUUGGAGACCACAAGCACCAUCUCCACCGUGUCCAGCAUGUCCACCCUGAGCUCAGAGAGCGGAGAGCUCACCGACACCCACACCUCCUUCGCUGAUGGACACACUUUUCUACUCGAGAAGCCACCAGUGCCUCCCAAGCCCAAGCUCAAGUCCCCGCUGGGGAAGGGGCCGGUGACCUUCAGGGACCCGCUGCUGAAGCAGUCCUCGGACAGUGAGCUCAUGGCCCAGCAACACGCCGCCUCUGCCGGCUUGGCCUCUGCCGCCGGGCCUGCCCGCCCUCGCUACCUCUUCCAGAGAAGGUCCAAGCUGUGGGGGGACCCGGUGGAGAGCCGGGGGCUCCCUGGGCCUGAAGAUGACAAACCAACUGUGAUCAGUGAGCUCAGCUCCCGCCUGCAGCAACUGAACAAAGACACACGCUCCCUGGGGGAGGAGCCGGUCGGUGGCCUGGGCAGUCUGCUGGACCCUGCCAAGAAGUCACCCAUCGCAGCAGCUCGGCUCUUCAGCAGCCUCGGUGAGCUGAGCGCCAUCUCAGCGCAGCGCAGCCCCGGGGGCCCGGGCGGCGGGGCCUCCUUCUCCGUGCGGCCCGGCGGCCGCUACCCCGGUCAGUUCCGCUUCACCCCUCCUUUUGUAUGGAGUUCCAUCCAGGGGUUUCGCCCCUGCUCCAGCCCUGAGGCCUCCUGA
Molecule: messenger RNA, 4014 nt
Organism: Dipodomys ordii (Ord's kangaroo rat)
Lineage: Eukaryota; Metazoa; Chordata; Mammalia; Rodentia; Heteromyidae
Gene: Shank3
Product: SH3 and multiple ankyrin repeat domains 3
Exons: 24
Coding region: 1-4014 (1337 amino acids)
Cellular component (GO): postsynaptic density; dendritic spine; postsynaptic membrane
Molecular function (GO): ionotropic glutamate receptor binding; synaptic receptor adaptor activity
Source: RefSeq, a predicted model, not a curated record